This is a messenger RNA of Gasterosteus aculeatus aculeatus (three-spined stickleback), 1213 nucleotides long. RefSeq names its product ras homolog family member V (gene rhov). Gene Ontology annotation, biological process: small GTPase-mediated signal transduction. NCBI's taxonomy places the organism in Eukaryota, Metazoa, Chordata, Actinopteri, Perciformes, Gasterosteidae. Gene Ontology annotation, molecular function: GTP binding; GTPase activity. The record is from RefSeq and is a predicted model, not a curated record.
CACGUGGCCCGUCACUCAGCCUCCCUCAGCGUGACAGACCGUCUCCGCUCAGACUCUCGCUCGGAUCUCAGCGGAGCAGCAGCGUCCGCCGCGUUCUCACACGUGUUUAAUGCGCGGCUCGACAUGCCACCUCACAUGGAUUACUUCCACCGCGAGUCCCGAGUCCCUUCCGCCUGCGGGCUGACCGGGGAGGACGAGCUGGAGCCCGGCGUCAUCAGCUGCAUGCUGGUGGGAGACGGAGCCGUCGGGAAGACCAGCAUGAUCGUCAGCUACACGUCCAACGGGUACCCGACCGAGUACCAGCAGACCGGCUUCGACGUCUUCUCCGGUCAGGUCCAAGUUGAAGGAUCCCCAGUUAAAGUUCAGCUUCUGGACACUGCUGGACAGGAGGAGUUUGACGGAUUCAGGGCUCUGUCCUACGCCCACACGGACGUCUUCCUGCUUUGCUUCAGCGUGGUCAACCCCACCUCCUUUCACAACAUCACCAAGAAGUGGGUUUCAGAGAUCCGGGCCCACAACCCGUCCUCGCCCAUCGUCCUCGUCGGGACUCAGUCGGACCUCUUGUCGGACGUCAACGUCCUCAUCAACCUGGACCGGUCCAAAGUCAAGCCCAUCCCGAGCUCCCGGGCCCGGGGCUUGGCCGAGAAGAUCCGGGCGGCGGACUACGUGGAGUGCUCCUCGCUCACGCAAAAGAACCUGAAGGAGGCGUUCGACGCCGCCAUUUUCGCCGCCAUCAAGAACAAAUCUCGCAAGUGCAAGAAGAGGAGGUUUUCUGACAGACGCACCAAAGCUUUCUCCAGGUGCAGCUGGAAGAAGUUCUUCUGCUUCAUCUGAACUCUCCAAAGCGGACUGCCGACCCUGUGGGUUGCGGACAAAAAUGUCGCUUAUUUAACUCCUUUACUUUUGCUUCCUGUCCCGGUUCUGAUUGGUGGCAGUUUAGCAUCCUUACCCGUUAAGCAUUAUUACUCCGGGAUGCCAAAUGGCGCAAAGGGAAACAAACCAUGAGCGCGGAUGGACGCGGGAAGUAACAUCCGUGGAGACCGCAGAGAGGAUUCUGGGUCUGGUUUCCGGUUUUGAGGAAAGCAAAGUUUGUUUACAUUAUAUUCACAUGCCGAUUGUUCCAUGUAAAAAAAAAACAACAACAUAUGUGUUAUGUUAAAAAUCAAAGUCAGUGCACGCUUUCAUGUGUACGCAUCACCGGCGGGCCGUGAAU